Purpureocillium lilacinum is the source of this 1404-nucleotide messenger RNA. RefSeq lists its product as uncharacterized. Gene Ontology annotation, biological process: amino acid transmembrane transport. Gene Ontology annotation, molecular function: L-amino acid transmembrane transporter activity. NCBI's taxonomy places the organism in Eukaryota, Fungi, Ascomycota, Sordariomycetes, Hypocreales, Ophiocordycipitaceae. The record is from RefSeq and is a predicted model, not a curated record.
AUGCAAAAGGCAGACAAGGGCGAGAGCAUUACGCCGGCACCGCUCAGCAGCAGCGUGAGCGUCGACGAUGGCAAACUCGAGAAAGGCGAUGAUGCCUUCGAGAUAUUCAAGAAGGGUGAUGGCAAUGUCGACUUUCGGACUGUUGGUUGGAUCCACGCGUCAGUCAUCUUUCUGAAAGUGAUCUUCGCAACUGGUGUCUUGACAAUACCGUCAGCCAUGUUCGUCCUGGGCGCCCUCCCGGGUGCCAUCAAUGUUCUUGGAUGGCAGUUUCUCAACACGUACUGUGCCAUCAUCCAGGGGAACUUCCGCAACUCACACGCAGGGUGCCAUUCCAUCGCCGACAUGGCCGAGGUCGUUGGCGGACUCUGGCUCAAGGAGGUUGUCGGAGUCUUUUUCCUCGUCACUUAUGCCAUUGUUGGUGCAUCGGGCAUCUUUGGAUCAUCUGUGGGCCUCAAUGCGUUGUCGAGCCAUGCCAUUUGCACCAACUACUUCAUGGUAGUGGCUACCAUCGCGGUCUUCAUCCUUGCGAGCGCGCGAAAGUUUGAGAAGAUAGCCUGGCUUACAUGGGCGGGCUUCUUAUCCGUCUAUAUCGCCGUAUUUGUUGUUGUGGUCGGCGUUACGACUCGGGAUCGCCCUGCUGCGGCUCCACAGGAUGGUGAAUUUGAGCUUGGAUACCAUGUAAUUGGCAACCCGACCUUUGUCACUGGCAUCACCUCUGUGGCGACCAUUUUCUGUUCGGGCGCUGGGACAUCCGCCUUCCUCCCUGCCAUCUCGGAGAUGCGCAAGCCGCGCGAUUACAACAAGGCUGUCUACUUGUGCAUGGCUAUCGUCACGGCAUCCUACCUCACCUUCUCGCUAGUGGUUUACCGUUGGUGCGGCCAGUGGGUUGCGUCUCCAUCCCUGGGCAGCGCCGGAGACACAAUCAAGAAGGUGGCCUACGGCAUAGGCCUCACCGGCCUGCUGGUCAGCGCGUGUCUCUACAUCCACGUUGCUGCCAAGUAUUUGUUUGUGCGUAUUCUGCGAAACUCGGAGCAUCUCCAGAAGAACAGCGUGGUCCAUUGGACUGUCUGGUUGGGCUGCACGUUCAGCAUGUCCGUCAUCUCAUUUCUCCUCGCAUCCGGAAUCCCGAUCUUCAAUUACCUCUUAGCACUCGCCGGGAGCCUAACAUUUGCGCCACUUGCCUUGGGACUUCCGGGCUACCUAUGGAUCUUUGAUCACCAGCAUUACCGUACAGGGAAUUGGUGGCAAAUUACUUCGUACUGGCUCAACUGGCUCAUGAUACUGCUGGCUGUGUUUUUGACAAUUGGAGGGACAUAUGGUGUUGUCCAGAACAUCAUUGAUGCCUAUGCCAGCGGGCUUAUUGGCGGUGCCUUUUCGUGCGCGGACAAUAGCAACUCCUCAUAG